Messenger RNA from Tripterygium wilfordii, 3726 nucleotides. RefSeq lists its product as uncharacterized. The coding region runs from base 158 to 3415 and encodes 1085 amino acids. Lineage: Eukaryota; Viridiplantae; Streptophyta; Magnoliopsida; Celastrales; Celastraceae. The record is from RefSeq and is a predicted model, not a curated record. The transcript has 8 exons.
CAAAAAAAUAUAUUUGAUUUAAUAACAAUGUCAAGAAAUAUUAUUAUUAUUUUUUUAAUUUUUUUUUGCAACAACAGAACGUAUUUACACUCCCAUUAAGAGUUUAGGACUGAGCAAGAGAGGCAAAGAUUUUGUGUGGCAGAGCCGUGUCGAACCGAUGAAAGGGAAGUUGCUGCUCUUGCUUCUUCCCGUUCUGCUCGCCGCAUCACCUGCCGUUAAUUGCAAAUCGGACGGCAUCGAAAAAUGGCAGAUCCUUACAAAGCAGAACUUCUCCUCAGAGAUCCGUCUUCACCCCCAUAUACUCCUCCUCGUCACCGUUCCCUGGUGUGGUGAGUCAAGAUCCAUAAUGAGGGAAGUAGGUCACUUGGUUACGGCCAGAGCAGAGGAAUAUGGCUCCUUGAAGCUGAUGUUUAUGCACAGAAAUGCAGAAAAGAUGCUAGCAAAUGCUAUUGGUGCUAUAGAGAAAAUAACAAUUUUAUACUAUCACCAUUCUUUAUCUUAUAAGUAUCGAGGGAAACUUCGUGCCCAAAAUAUACUUUAUUCGCUUCAUUCUUAUCUACCAGUUUUGCCUGAUGAAGUUCCCCUCAUCAAGACCUUGAGGACUCCUCAAGACUUGAACAUUUUCCUUGAAUCAACUGACAAGGCUUUACUUCUCCUGGAAUUUUGCGGAUGGACCCCUGUGUUAAUGGCAGAGGGUAAGAGUAAUGGAACCAAAAUGGGUUUCGGCAUGCAAGGGGAUUCUUCUGGAUCGAGCUUCAGUGGAGAAAUGGACGGAAAGAUGACACCUAGAGGAAAAAGUAACCAACAGAAACAGGCCAUGGAAGAUGCAAAGCUGCACUGUGACAUGAAAGAUAGCUCCCGUGGCAUUCCAUGGUUUGGUGAAUGCAGCUCCAUAAAUGACACAGAUACUUUCCAAGAGACUGAGGAUAAGCCUGGAGUUGGUUUGUCAUGCACUUUUGAAGAGUUUCAAAAGUUCAGCUCUUUCUUCCCUGGGUUCAUGACUGUUGCAAGGGAGUUCUUUUUGCCUCCUGAAAGACUUAGAUUUGGUCUUGUUUCAGAAAGAUCAUUGGUUUCAUCUCUUGGUUUACACGAUGCGAAUUCAUGGCUGGUAAUGGUUUACCUUAGUGGAUGUCCAAGUUGUUCAAAGAUUCUUAAACCAGAGGAUGAUAUAAGGAGUGUUUUGCAGAUGCAUAAUCCAAUUCUUCGAGAGCUUGACAUUGACGGGGUAGAGCCUGCUGUACCUGGAAAUAAGGCAUCAAUGAUUCUGUUUGUGGAUAGGUCAUCUGACUCAUCGGAAACUAGAAGAAAGAGUAAAGAAGUCCUUGAUGCAUUCAAAGAACUAGCACUAGAUUAUCAGAUGGAGCAGGACCAAAUUGACAAGCCUGAAAUGUCAUUUGUCAAGGCUUAUCAGGAAGCAAGCGGUUUCAAGCGACCAAUUAUCACGGGUAAGAAAAUUUUAAAGGAGAGGAUGUCAAUCAAGAUUAUAGAGGAUGGAAGAAAGGUUGAUUUAAAUAAUAUAGCUUCAGAUCUGCAAGGCAACUCCUUGCAAGAGAUUUUGGAACUCCUUCUUCAGAAAAAGAAGAAAGCAAAGCUUAGUUCAGUUGCAAAGGAGUUAGGUUUUCAACUCUUAUCAGAUGAUCUUGACAUUAAAGUCACAGAUAUUUUACCCUCUCAAAAGGGGGUUCAGGCUUAUGAAACUUCAUCCGUACUGCCCGAGGAAAGUCUCGAUAGAGAUGUUUUUGCAGAGAAAGAUCAGUUUCCAGAUGCGGAAAGUGCUUCUGUUCCAGGUAACGAGGAAAGAUCCCAAUCUUCCUCUCAGCAAGAUGAAGAGAAGAUGACUUAUGAUGAUACAAGUUUGGAGUUACUUUCCACAAAAUCUGAGCGGCUAGUAUCAGAUCAUGGAUUUGUGAAGGCGGGAAGUGGUGGUUCUUCCCAAGAAGACGAGUCAGGGAGACACCAGCAUCAAUUUCAGAAGUUUGAGGGCUCUUUUUUCUUUUGUGAUGGUAAUGACCGGUUACUUAGAGCUCUGACAGGAGGAUUAAAGAUUCCAUCCGUGGUCAUAAUUGAUCCAAUUUUGCAGCAACAUUAUGCAUUCCCAAAAGAGACUAUUUUAAGCAAUUCUUCCCUGGUGGAUUUUCUUAAUGGGUUUCUUAAUGGAAGUCUUAUUCCUUAUCAGCGUUCAGAGAUUAUUAAUGACAGACCUAGGAAGGCGACUGUCCCACCGUUUGUAAAUCUGGACUUUCACGAGGUGGAUCCUAUUCCUCGAGUUACAAUUGAUACGUUCUCUGAGCUGGUUAUUGGUGUUAACCAAUCUUACAAUGAAAAUACCCCUGAUGCUUGGAAUAAGGAUGUCCUGGUGCUUUUCAGCAAUAGUUGGUGUGGGUUUUGCCAAAGAAUGGAGUGGGUGGUUCGUGAAGUAUAUCGGGCAGUAAAGGGAUACACAACCUGUCUGAAAAGUGAAUCUAGUGCUGGCCCAAAAGUUCUUUCUGGUGCAGAAAACUCAAAGACUGUUCUUGCAAAGCUUCCAUCGAUUUACUUGAUGGAUUGCACAUUGAAUGACUGCAGUGUGAUCUUGAAAUCUAUAGAUCGGCACGAAGUUUAUCCUGUGGUGGUGCUUUUCCCAGCACAAAGUAAAACUGCAAUCUCUUACGAGGGUGAUAAUACGGUUGCUGAUGUCAUCAAGUUUAUAGGUGCUCAUGCAACUAAUGCUCAUCACCUCAUCGGGGAGAAGGGAAUUCUGCGGACUGUUGCUGAUAGAGGAGGUAGGCAGCAGAAUUUAUUUGCCGACCUAUCUCCCGCUGCACUUCAUGGGGAAGCUAAUUUCGCAAAGGACAAGUUCCAUGAAGUCCUACUAAAGACUCGAACACCAAAACGAGACCUUGAGCAGAAGUCAUUCAAACCUCAGACUGCAAAUGGAAUGCAUGAAACAGCCCCUCAUGUCGUUGUUGGCUCCAUGCUUAUUGCUACUGAAAAGGUAACCGUACAGCCAUUUGAUAAUUCAAUAAUACUUAUCGUGAAGGCAGAUCAAAAUACUGGAUUUCAAGGUGUGAUCAUUAACAAGCAUAUUAGCUGGGAUUCUCUACGUCAGUUAGAGGAAGGUCUAGAUAUAUUAAAAAAGGCUCCUCUAUCCUUUGGGGGUCCACUAGCAGAGUAUGGAAAGCCUCUUGUUGCUUUAAUUAAAAGAGGUGGGGUGAUGCAGCACCCGGAAGUUGAACCAGGAAUUCAUUUUCUUGAUCAGAAAGCGACAAUUAGUGAAAUGGAAGAGCUGAGGUACGGUCGACAACCUAUUACGGACUACUGGUUUUUCUUGGGAUACUCAAGUUGGGGUUGGGAACAACUGUUUAAGGAGAUUGCCGAAGGAGCAUGGAGUUUGAAUGAUAAAAGUGCUGCGGAAUUAAAUUGGCCGCAUAAUUGACAAUUCGAUCUAUGCUUUUGUUGCAUCAUCCUAGAACUUUGAAGGUACUGGGGCACAGAAUGAGGACCUAAUGAGUGGUAAGCAUACAUUUCCCCGUGUUAUGACUUGUGCAACCAAGGUGCUGGUGUAAUGAAUUCGUGGUUAGCAGGAGAAUCGUAGACUUGCUGAUAAAAAAAAAACUUGGCUAAUUUGUUAUGUAGAGGCUAGCUUGAAUUUUGUGUUGGAACAUCAAUAGGUUAUCUUAGUGUUGAUGCCAUCUUUACAUUUUUCAUUAAUUUUUUGAAGUUAAAUAAAGUUUCUUUUGCAUAGCA